AUGGAAAGUACUUCUCAGCAGCGUCAAUCUGAAAAUAAAACAUCUAAUGAUGUGAGGCAAGGAUUCAAGAUUCUAUUGAAAGACUACAGAGAGAAAACUAAAGAAUUCGCAAUGUUGGAAUCCAAGCUGAGGGAACAUAAAGUUGUCGUCGAGACUUUGAUGAACGAAAACAGUGACAGGAAGUGUUACCUCAAGAUUGACGGCUACUUGUGUGAAAGAAAAAUGAAAGACGUAUUGCCUGACCUGAUAAACAAGACAGCUGACCUGGAAAGCAGACUAAACAAUAUAAAAGAUUACUUAGCUAACCAAGGGGAUAUCAUCCAAGAAUACAGAGCAAAACACAAUAUGGAACUUUCAACAUUCUCGCUGUACAACAAGCUCUUUUGA
This is a messenger RNA of Gryllus bimaculatus (two-spotted cricket), 387 nucleotides long. NCBI's taxonomy places the organism in Eukaryota, Metazoa, Arthropoda, Insecta, Orthoptera, Gryllidae. The record is from the annotation of a GenBank genome assembly.